UCAAAAUGACGUGGCGUGCUCUGGUCGUAGCGAUAGCAGUAGCGUCAGUGAGUGCGUUCCCGCGUAGCGUUCAUAAAACGUCCUCUGAUAUUAUCAACCAAAUAAUCUCCGAGGGUUACCCCGCAGAGUUGCACCAAGUGACCACAGCUGAUGGCUACAUCCUGGGCGUGCACCGUAUACCCUACGGGAAGGACGGACCCUCUGAAGGACGGAGGCCCGUUGUCUUUGUGAUGCAUGGCCUCAUGGGUGCAUCGAGUAACUUCAUUUUCUUAGGAAAGGAGAAUGGAAUAGCUUAUAACCUGGCCGAUGCCGGGUACGACGUGUGGAUGGGCAAUGCUCGUGGUAACACCUUCUCGCGCCAGCACGUGUCUCUCAACCCGGACGACAACCAGCAAAAGUACGAAUUCUUCGACUUCAGCUGGGAAGAGAUCGCAAUUAUCGACGUUCCGACCAUGGUCGACUACGCUUUGGCAGUCUCUGGGGAACAAACUUUACACUAUAUUGGGCACUCUCAGGGAGGCACUUCGUUCUUGGUGCUGAACUCUAUGAAACCCGAAUAUAAUGAAAAGUUUGUGUCAGCUCAUCUAUUGGCUGGUGUGGGAUAUAUGAACAACUUCCCUAACAGCGAACUGAGGAUAGCGGCGCAGAUGACUACAAUUCUUUAUGCUAUGACAAGAACAAUCGGUUUGGUAGAAAUACGGUCACUGGAUGACAUACCUGGAAACUUGAUCGGUCGAUCAGGACACUCUCGCACUGACUACUGCUUUGGUGAUAUCGCCUACAAGGACUACUGCAACAUGCUUGGCCUUAACAGAAUAAUGGGUGAAACUGACAUGGAAGGCCUAGGCUUAGGUGGGGCCUCUCUCAAGCAGUUCGCUCACUACGGUCAGAACAUCAGGGACAAGAGCUUCAGACGCUGGGACCACGGUAUCGUCUCCAACCGCCUGGUCUACGGCGAGCGCAACCCUCCCGCUUACGACCUUGGCCGCAUCACUGUUCCCAUCACCAUGCACUACACCGUCAGCGAUGAGUUGCUUGAUGAGCAGGACGUUCUUGCGAUGGUUCGCGAUUUGCCCAGCGCAGAAGCUAGGAAGGUAGCAAGAGAAACCUUCUCCCAUGUGGAUUUCGUCCAAGCUGCUGAUGUUAAGGAACUUGUAACAAACUAUGUGAUCUAUAUGCUUAACCGAGUCGAAAGUACGUUGGCGGAGAUGGAAUAAUUUACUAAAUAUAGACUGUUAUUUAA
Messenger RNA from Cydia strobilella, 1243 nucleotides. RefSeq names its product lipase 3-like. The transcript has 5 exons. Gene Ontology annotation, molecular function: hydrolase activity, acting on ester bonds. Gene Ontology annotation, biological process: lipid metabolic process. Bases 6 to 1217 code for a protein of 403 amino acids. The record is from RefSeq and is a predicted model, not a curated record. Lineage: Eukaryota; Metazoa; Arthropoda; Insecta; Lepidoptera; Tortricidae.